AUGUGUCCAAUAAAUAAUGGUAGUGUAAUCGAUGCAUGCCUACUUAUAAACUAUUAUGCUUACUCGGUUGUCAAUAAUAAUCAAAUCGCAUUACCCAUUUUAAUUGAAGCCAAUGCGGCCUGCGGUGAUGCUUGUUCCUCAAUAUCAACUUCGUGUUCGCCAUCGUGUACAACGUGUAACGGACAACAAGUAGCGGGUGCCGAUACGCCCGUUUCUCGUCGAUAUGACAUGGGUGCAAGUUCUGGUACUUUCAAGUUUGACUACAACACCUUUACUAUUAAAGACCGAAUCAUGGUUGGAAUGAUGCAAAUCUACUUUUUGAUACUGGCUGUGUCGGUGCAAGUGGUACAGUCAAUAUUAGCUACUCGAGCACUUCAUCGAGCAUACGCGUUGAUGUUGAACCAGACUGUGACUGCACCAACAGCCACGGGUGUACUGGAACCUCUUGGUGGUUCACCGUUAACUGUUUAG
Didymodactylos carnosus is the source of this 471-nucleotide messenger RNA. Lineage: Eukaryota; Metazoa; Rotifera; Eurotatoria; Philodinida; Philodinidae. The record is from the annotation of a GenBank genome assembly.